Messenger RNA from Monodelphis domestica (gray short-tailed opossum), 948 nucleotides. RefSeq names its product olfactory receptor 52B6. Gene Ontology annotation, biological process: G protein-coupled receptor signaling pathway. Gene Ontology annotation, cellular component: plasma membrane. Lineage: Eukaryota; Metazoa; Chordata; Mammalia; Didelphimorphia; Didelphidae. Gene Ontology annotation, molecular function: G protein-coupled receptor activity; olfactory receptor activity. The record is from RefSeq and is a predicted model, not a curated record.
AUGCCUUCUCUGAAUAUCACUGAUGCCCGCCUGUCUGGCUGCUUUCUUACUGGAAUCCCAGGUCUGGAGGAUGAGCACAUCUGGCUUUCUAUACCCUUCUUCAUCAUGUAUAUGGCUGCCUUAGCAGGGAAUAGCAUCCUAAUCAGUGUAAUCAUCACUCAGAGGAGCCUUCAUGAACCCAUGUACCUGUUUCUGUCCAUGCUGGCCAGUGCUGAUGUCCUUCUCUCCACUUCCACCAUGCCCAAAGCUCUGACCAUCUUCUGGUUGGGGACCCAAGCCAUCUCUUUUAAUGAAUGUCUCACUCAGAUGUUUUGUAUCCACUUUCUGUUUGUGGCUGACUCAGCAAUCCUGCUGGCCAUGGCAUUUGACCGUUAUGUGGCCAUCUGCUCACCUUUACACUACCACAACAUUCUUACUCCCACUGUUAUAAAAAAGAUAACUGGAGCCACACUUACACGUAGCUUCUGUAUUAUAUUCCCAUCUGUCUUGCUCCUCAAAAGGCUACCCUAUUGCAAGACCAAUAUAAUUUCACAUACAUUCUGUGAGCACAUGGGCAUUGCCUGGCUGGCCUGUGCUGAUAUUUCUGUCAAUGUCUGGUAUGGCUUGGCAGCUGCCUUGCUUUCCACAGGUCUAGAUAUUAUUCUUAUUGCCGUCUCCUAUGUAUUAAUCUUACGCACUGUCUUCCAUCUUCCUUCACAGGAGGCUCAGCGCAAAGCACUGGGUACAUGUGGCUCUCAUAUUUGUGUUAUUCUACUCUUCUACAUCCCUGCCCUAUUUUCUGUCUUUGCCUACCGUUUUGGUAGGAAAAAUAUUCCCCGUUAUGUCCACAUCCUCCUAGCCAACCUUUAUGUUGUUAUCCCACCCAUGCUCAACCCUGUCAUUUAUGGUGUGAGAACCAAACAGAUUUGGGAAGGGGCUGUCCAGAUGUUUUCACAGUUGAGGAAGUAA